AUGCCUGAACAGCCGACGCCCGAGCAAUGGGAGAGGCACAGGCCCCUCAUUACCAAGUUAUAUGCCACCAAAACCCUCAAGCACAUUAAAGAUGAGCUGCACAAAAGACAUGGGUUCUAUGCAACAGAGCGCAUGUACAAGGGGCGGUUCAAAACCUGGGGCAUCGGGAAGAACAAACGACGCAAGGCGCUGCUCCCUGGAGACAAUGAUCCCCAGUUGAAGCCGGCCGCCACGGCCCCCAGCAGUGAUACUCCAAGCCCUUCCUCCCCGCCCAUCGAACUGUCCAAAUCCUUCUCUUUUGUAUUGACGCCGCCGGGGCAAUCGCCUCAUCAUUCCCAUUCGGGGUUUGACACACGCUCUACGACAUAUGUCGAUACACCACACUCUGGUACCCUCCCACCGACGCCAGCGACGACAUACCGAUCACAAACUGCACACGAUCAUGAGGAUAUAAACACAGAUCCUGACAUACUUUGCAAAGAGAUUGUGACACUGGCCACGCUUAUCCUCUCAAAACUCGUACCGGGGAGACCAUCAACGGCUGCAUGGGACGACUACACCCCGACCAGUGACCACCUCGCGAUUUACCAAACGCUGCAGCAAGAGCUCAAGCAUGAAAACCAUCUGCGGGGCUGUCUUGUGAAUAAUCCGUCGGUGGAAAUAAAGCCCGAAAUGAAUGACCAUGUCAAGGAAAUGCUACGAUCCUUUCACCCUGCGGUCCCGAUUGGAAUCCUCAGCGCGUUGAACCAAGUAUCAGACAACGGCGUCGUCAUUAAGGAGCUAACACGUUGCCUGGGGGAAGCCGCUAUGGUCAUUCUGCCGAGAAAUCACGAAUUUGCUCAACUGGUCCAGAGACUGCAGCAACUCCUCCAAGCCAAGGUCUUCCCAAAGGCUCUUCCAAAUUUCCAAGCCUGUAUGGAGAGCAUUUGCGACAAGCUCCAAGUCAACGUACUCAAAGUCCUCGGCCGAUGGAGCCUGGUCAUGAUAUACCUCAUUUUCUUACUUAACGCCAAAAAAGCAAAAAGCGAACAAAAGGAUCCAAAGAUCCUCAACAUGGCCUUGGAGCGAUACACCCACGUCCGGUCCUCUUACGCGGACGACCCGAAGCUGGUUAUGCAGUUUGGCCACUUCAUCCUAGGCUACUGCGUCCUCGUUGCCUCCGAAAUGGAACUAGCCAACGGCGUGCGCGACAUGGCAGAGCAAUGCUACCAUCACGCCGAAACGUACCUUCUAGAGCUAGAGGCCUCGUCGAACCCCAAAACCGCAGACAUCCAGGACGCGAAAUCGCAUUUCGGUAAAGCGUGCGCCAUGCUGGCGGACUGCCGCUACGCGCAGGGCCAGCAGGUGUUGGACGAGACGCUCCGCAAGGAAGUCCACGACUGGUCGCGGAGGCUUAUGUUGAUGUCGAUUCGGUGUCACGUCGAAACAGCCAUGGCGACGAUGGCGCAGUAUGAGAAGCACAAGAGUAAGCUUGAGAAGUGGUGCAGGGAUGCGGGCGACGUGGAGAGGAAGCAACAGUUGGAUGUUAUCCACAAGCUUAUCCAGGCGAACGCGCAACGGUCCAUGGACGGGCCUCUUCUUCCGAGGUUUGAAACUUGA
Molecule: messenger RNA, 1599 nt
Organism: Colletotrichum orchidophilum
Lineage: Eukaryota; Fungi; Ascomycota; Sordariomycetes; Glomerellales; Glomerellaceae
Exons: 2
Coding region: 1-1599 (532 amino acids)
Source: RefSeq, a predicted model, not a curated record